Hyalella azteca is the source of this 4348-nucleotide messenger RNA. Its product is annotated as ral GTPase-activating protein subunit alpha-1. The record is from RefSeq and is a predicted model, not a curated record. Gene Ontology annotation, molecular function: GTPase activator activity. The transcript is spliced from 27 exons. Gene Ontology annotation, cellular component: cytoplasm; nucleus. Gene Ontology annotation, biological process: positive regulation of GTPase activity. Bases 98 to 4348 code for a protein of 1416 amino acids. NCBI's taxonomy places the organism in Eukaryota, Metazoa, Arthropoda, Malacostraca, Amphipoda, Hyalellidae.
AUACGAUGAAAGCCCUGGUUGCGUCGUGUCUGUGAUGGUUCAUUUUGUUAUGGUAAUGCAUUCUAUUCACCAUUUGAGGUAGCAUGAAAAUUGAAUAAUGUUCAAAAAGAACACUUCCUCCGCCGAUGUGAAGAAAAGCCAACAGAAAUGUGUGGACCCAAAGAAAGAUACGCCCACCAGACUAAAACACCUGAGGAUAGUUUUAGAUAACUGUGAGCUGACUGAACUGAAAUCCUUCUUGGAUGCCAACUACAGCCCCGUAUUCUACGUCUUCUAUGAUGCCUUUAUUUUCUUUGAGACACAACUCCAGCAGAAAGGCUUCAGUGUCCAGCAGCGGCCUCACAGAGAGGACCUGGAGCAGUCAUUGUUUGUGUUGGAGCGACUGCUGUGCUUGCUGCCGCAGCUCUUCACGCGACGCUGGCAAUGCAAUGCCCUCACCCAUGUCUUUAAGAAGCUCCUGCAUCGGGGCAAUAACAUAAGGCUCCGCAGGGAAGGAUGCCGGUUAUUCAUCUUAUGGUACAUGAUAGUUGGCGAGAGCAAGACCCCAGACAUGGACGCCAUGUUUGCUUCCCUUGUUCCUGGCUUCCCCACUCCUCCCCCUCGCGCAGUCCUCCCCACUACAAGCAGCGAUGGCACAAAAGUUUCCCCCAUUGAAGCCAUGGCCAUCAUCCCCUCCUCAUCCACAGAUAAAACCCCUGACGACAUCACAGCUUAUUUCCUUUCUUCUCUCCUGGACUUCAUGGUCACUCAGGUUCGGAAGGUAGAGUGGCGAGGCGGCACCAAGACAGAGCAUUGCCACGUGGCUUUCUCGUACCUCUUCUCUAUGUUCCGGGCCGUCUACCUGCCCUACAUUUUCCCCAACUUCAGCUCCAGCAACUCGCUCUACAGACCCAACCUAGAGUUACCAGAGCUACGCAGCAGUCCUGGCAAGAGCCUGUACGGCACCUGCCAGGUGGUGCUCAUACGCUGGGUGCGUCAGUACGUGUCAUCUGUGCCUCCUGCCACACAGCCUCCUCUGUCACGCCAACAUACUGGGGAUGAACGUCGAGGUGAGAACACUUCCCAAGAAGGCACGGGCAGCACCAGCGAUCAGGACUCGGUGUCUUCUGCUCACUACGCUAAUGACGCGAGUGCGGGCGAGGAGGCGCGACUGGUGCGAGAAGUGCUCUUCUCCACGCGCUCCAACGUCAACUUCAUACACGAGCUAUUCCGUCAGGCGCUCUGCUUGAGCUUCCGGUACUCUGAAGCUAUCAAGACGGUCAUCUUGUGCUACAGAGAUUGGAUACAAAUGACUGGCGACGUGCCGAUUUUCCUGCUGGAGCCUAGCGAGUGUGACUCAGAAGAGCUGGAGUCGCCUGGCAGUCAAACAGACGGCGGGCGACGCGGCCGCAGCGACUCAUACCUCGUGGCCAUCAACAGGGACAACAACGUCCGCGCAGGACUGCAGAACGUGCUUCAAGUGUUCGUGACGAGCGCAGCGAACGUGUUUCUGCUGCAGGUAUCGCCCGACUACCCGCUGCUGCUCGACGAGCAGGUCGAGCACUGCAAGCACGUCCUCAACACCUACCGAUAUAUGGUCAUGAACACCCGCAUGGAAAGGAAGACAUGGGAGCAGCUGCUGAUCGUGCUGUUCCACAUCACAUCACAGACGCUCAGUGGCCGCCAUGUCAAGCCAAAAGAAGACUCCCUGGGUGGCAGAUUUGCUUCAGCUCUUUUCCAGACGCUAAUAGUGUCGUGGAUCAAGGCCAACCUGAGUGUAGUUGUGAGUGGCGAGCUCUGGGACCAGCUCCUCUCUACCCUCUCAUCCCUCUCACAUCUCGACGAGCUUGUCAAAGAGUGGGCGGUGAGUAAAAACAUAGUGACAUCAAUUCUGGCCCGCCACGUGUACGGCCUUGAGGUGAACAACCUGCCUCUGGACCGCGUCAACGAGCGCCGCGCCAUCAAGCGGGGCAGCAAGAGCCAUAAUGCGAGCAUCCGCAGUAGCCACAGCAGCGCUAACUUUAGUCGCACCUGGAACGGCGUGAAGCAGCAGCAACAGCAGGCAGGGGGCAGCGCCACGCCCUCUGUAGGAGCGUCCGCGGUCCUGCCACACCUGCCGGAGGAGACGUCGCUCACAGGAAGCGAACAGUACCACCGCAGACGAAUGAACAGUUCGAGCUCCUCACAACACCACCCGUCGAGUGGUGAGGGCGUUGGUCACCACCAGGAUGUGGUGAUGCCGACAUGCCCUCACCGUCACUACCACAACCAUCACCACCACCAGCACCACCACAACUGCCCCACUAGACUAGUCCGUGUGCUGUCAGACUCCAAUCUACACAUGAGAAAAGUGUAUGACAGAUACGAGCACGUUAUGAAAUGCCGUUCUACGUCUGCUCUGCACCAAUACACAUGUGAGGGCGUGUCAUGCGACCAGAAGUCGGUGAUGGCAGGAGGGUCGGUGCGAGGGUGGCUGCCUGACGUGGCCGUGGUGCUGUGGAAGCGCGUCCUGGGGCUCCUCGGCGACCCCAACAACACGGCCGUCGUCUCUCCAGCCAUCAACGCCAUGGUCUUCUCGCACCUCACCGACCUCUCAAAUGUUCUCAUUAAGCUGCGGGACAAUCAAGGCAUUUCCGUGGACAACCAGAGCACCCCUCCCCCUCCUGAGCUCGUGCCCCCCAUCACCCUCAUCGCCCCCUGGUGUCUCAAGGCGCUGAACUUGCCUAACGCGUACCAGCGCGGCAAGUUACUAGCGUACCGUCUGCUGUGCUCCAUGCUGGUGCGCCGUCACGACCUGCCGCCGUCACGUGACCUGCUCACGGCCUUCUACGGUGCCCUGCAUCAGGGGCUUCUGGGGCAAGAUCAGGAGGUGAUAAGUUGCUUGGUGGGGGCGUGUGGCCCACACUUCUUCUCCUUGGGACUUCCUGGAUCAUCGAUGCUCAUGCUCGACUUUAUAUUCGCUGCCAACACCGUCGUGGCCGCGCCUGAGGGCAAACAGGGCGGAGUUUUUCCCCGCGAGGAAGCCAUCAGCCUCCUGGGGUCCCUCCUCCCCCUCGCCUCCCUGUCUCCCACCGUGCCAGUCCUGCAGCCCCAGCAUGGCUCCUUCACUCUCAUGAACUGCUCUGACGUCAAGGAUCACAUUCUAACGGUGCUGCUAAAAAGCGGCAAACGUGACGGCUAUUGGCGGACGCGGUCGCUGGCGCUCUGUGCGCUCGCCUCGAGUCUCUACCACCAACUGAACCAACCGCCGCCACACCCCCGCCUUACUGACGCCGUCAGUGUGCUGCUGGCCGCCCUCAAGAUCGGGCGGUUGGUGGGGCAGGUUGCGGCAGACCUGCUCAUGCUGCUCAGUGACCACAGCGAAGCUCUGCUCGACCACUACCCCGAUAUGCCGCCGCGCAUCAUUCAGGAGGGCAUGAAGCUCCCACAGGAGGUCAUGAAGCUCCCACAGGAGGUCAUGAAGCUCCAACAGGAGGUCAUGAAGCUCCCACAGGAGGUCAUGAAGCUCCCGCAGGAGGUCAUGAAGCUCCCGCAGGAGGUCAUGAAGCUCCCGCAGGAGGUCAUGAAGCUCCCACAGGAGGUCAUGAAGCUCCCACAGGAGGUCAUGAAGCUCCCGCAGGAGGUUGUGGAUGUGGUGAGCGCGGGUGGUGCGAGCAGCACGGUGCUGAGCAAGGCACUAGCGGUGUACGUGGCAGACUUCAGCACCGCACAAAUGAGCCAGCGUCUCCUGUACCUCCUGUGGCACUGCCCUUUGGGCGUCAGUGCCCAGCGACUCUCCUCUUUCGUAGUGGAGAGCGACGACCUGCCGGGCUGUGCUUCUGAGGAACCCACUGGAGAUGUUUUCCUGUCUCCUCACGUGCAGAUCUCCGCCCUCAAUAACAAUUGCCUCUUCUCAAUGGUGCAGCUGCCAGCUCUGCACGGCCCCGGAGUUGCUGGGUAUGACUUAUCAUGCGCGAUCUCUCGGGCAAGUUCUCGUGGGACGCGUCGAUGUUGUGCGCCGUCCUCCGAUGCGCUGGAUGGCUGCAACAGCUCCAGCCUGCCGUCCCUGGACGACAGCUGCAACAGCUCCAGCCUGCCGUCCCUGGACGACAGCUGCAACAGCUCCAGCCUGCCGUCCCUGGACGACAGCUGCAACAGCUCCAGCCUGCCGUCCCUGGACGACAGCUGCAACAGCUCCAGCCUGCCGUCCCUGGACGACAGCUGUCAUUGCUCGGUCCUGCCGUCCCUGGACGACAGCUGUCAUUGCUCCGUCCUGCCGUCCCUGGAUGACAGCUGCAACAGCUCCAGCCUGCCGUCCCUGGACGACAGCUGUCAUUGCUCCGUCCUGCCGUCCCUGGACGACAGCUGCGUUAUGUCUGUAUCACGGUAA